UCCCCGCCUUUGGCGCCGCCUCCCCGGCUGCUUCCUUCCCGCCUGGCCGGCGCGAUGGCGAGCCUGACCCCGCAGGUGCACUGGGCGCAGCGGCAUCCCGAGCUCUACCUGCGCGUGGAGCUGAGCGACGUGCAGGAUCCUGAAAUUACUAUUACGGACAAUGUGCUCCAUUUUAAAGCCCAGGGCCAUGGAGCUAAAGGAGACAAUAUUUACACAUUCCAGAUUGAGUUCCUGGAACCAGUAAAUCCUCAGCCGGUGUGCAAAGUGACUCAGAGGCAGCUGAAUAUCACAGUGAAGAAGAAGGAGAGCCACUGGUGGGAGAGACUGACCAAGCAGGAGAAGCGGCCGCUGUUCCUCGCUCCAGAUUUUGACCGAUGGCUGGACGAAUCGGAUGCCGAGUUGGAACUGAAGGCCAAGGAAGAAGAGCGGAUAAACAAAAUCAGUCUCAAGAACAGAAUCCCCAAAGACCCUUUCCGACACUUGAAGAGGGGCUAUUUGUUCAUGUACAACCUCGUGCAGUUCCUGGGAUUUUCCUGGAUCUUUGUGAAUAUGACCGUCCGGCUGUUCAUGCUGGGGAAAGAAUCUUUCUCAGAUACUUUCCACAUGAGUGCAGACAUGAUGUACUUCUGCCAGACGUUGGCCUUGAUGGAGAUUGUGAAUACCUUGAUAGGCCUAAUCAAAGCUCCUUUAGCUCCUGUUUGUAUCCAGAUCUUUGGGAGGAAUUUUAUACUGUUUGUAGUUCUUGGAAGUGUGGAAGAAAUGCAGAGCAAAGCAGUCGUCUUCUUCAUCUUCUACAUCUGGAGCACGAUUGAGAUCAUCAGGUAUCCCUACUAUUUGCUUUCCAGCAUCGACAUAGAAUGGAAAAUUCUUACUUGGCUUCGAUACAGCCUAUGGAUGCCUCUCUACCCACUGGGAAUAUUGGCAGAAGCUGUCGCCGUGAUCCAGGCCAUUCCUAUCUUCAACAGCACCGGAAAACUCAGCUUCACCCUCAAUUAUCCGCUGAAAGUCACCGUCCCGUUUUCCGUCUUUCUGCAGCUCCAUCUCAUCUUGUUAUUCUUAGCGCCGUUUAUCCUUUUCCGUCACAUGUACAAGCAACGCCAGCGACAUCUUGGGCCCAAAAAGAGGAAAAUGCACUAAUUGGAGUCUCUUUUUUUUCUAAUCUUCCUGGAAGAUGGGUGCAGGGGGUGGGCUUUGGGCUCUUCCAAACCCUUUUCUUCGCCUGUUAACCCAAAAACCAAUUUUGUAGUCGCAAUGACACAUGUCUUCCUUGCCUGACACCAGAAAAUAGAGCCGUCCAGCUAACAUUUUCCUUUGCACCUCACUCCCUUCUCGGAUAAGCUAAACAGGGGGUCCAUGCUAAAAAUCUCUUUCUUAUGAAAUAGACCCAGACCCUUUAGUGAAAAGAAAGCUGCUUUCCGGGGGGGAAAAUAGCACAAAAACUCUGCCGCCCGAGAGAUGCAGAAAGAGAUUUCCAAAACACCAACUUGAGGAGGAUCUAAAGAACCUAGAAACGUAGUUAAGACUGAGCAGUAAGUUUCCUGUUGCUUUAAAAGAACCGAGUGGUUUGUUAGGAUCAAUUUUACUUUUUUUCCUCAUCCAGACAGCAAAAAUGACUAAAUCUAGAGGGGCAAAUUCAUUGCCCGCUUCUUCCUAGUGGCGUUCUUGUAUUUGAUUUUUUAUCGUCUGUAAACUUCCUGACG
Messenger RNA from Thamnophis elegans (Western terrestrial garter snake), 1700 nucleotides. It is a transcript of the gene HACD3, whose product is annotated as 3-hydroxyacyl-CoA dehydratase 3. Gene Ontology annotation, molecular function: 3-hydroxyacyl-CoA dehydratase activity. Gene Ontology annotation, biological process: fatty acid elongation; sphingolipid biosynthetic process; very long-chain fatty acid biosynthetic process. The record is from RefSeq and is a predicted model, not a curated record. The transcript is spliced from 11 exons. Lineage: Eukaryota; Metazoa; Chordata; Lepidosauria; Squamata; Natricidae. Gene Ontology annotation, cellular component: endoplasmic reticulum membrane. The coding region runs from base 55 to 1137 and encodes 360 amino acids.